AAGAUUGCUUUUCUUAAUUUGGGGGAUUUUUUUUCAUAGAGGAGGAGGAGCUGGUUCGUUUCUAACAAAAUAUCAUCUUUCCGAUGGCAGCGAUACAGAUGCUCGAUCAGGUUGAUGAUUCCGCUGAUUCACUGAUGCAAUCCGUCCGCGAGGUUCAAACGAAGAUGGCUCUGCUUCACACCACUGUUGGUGAGCUACUCUGUUCCAUGUCUGAGACCCUAAAUUCACUGACGGAGAUGAAGGACGCUCUUCUUUACCAACCCACAGCUCCCGCACCGUCGGAAUCGAAAGUUACGGUGGAUCAGGACCUCCCUGUAGCACCACCCACUCCUCCUCCUACGACCGCGCCGGUGGUGGAUAACUCAACCAACGAGCACCCCUUGGCUCGCUACGUAAAGGUGAGGAAGACCAGGAUCGAGAUGCCAGUGUUUGAAGGUACCAAUGUUAACUCGUGGCUCUUCCGAGCGGAACGAUACUUCGAGUUCGGGAGUUUCACGGAGACGGAGAAGAUCCGGUUAGCUUAUAUGAGUGUCGAAGGUCCUGCUUUGUGUUGGUUUAGCCUUGAGGAUCGUGAACCUUUUCUAGAUUGGAACGAUUUCAAAACUAGGGUUUUACAGAGGUUUGGGGAUCCCAUAUCUCCAUUUGAACGAUUACUCUCACUCAAACAGGAUGAAUCUGUUAUACGCUACCUUGGUGAAUUCGAGGAUCUCUCCACGCAAUGUUCGGGUCUCUCUGAUUCUGUUCUUGGGUCCUUAUUCGUCAAAGGGCUUAAGGUUGAGAUUCAGGAUAUGCUCCGUGUGUUUCAACCAAAGGGGUUGAGAGAUAUCAUCAUGAUGGCUCGUAGGUUGGAGAAUAGUCCUUUUUGCCGUGUGAUGAACCCACCACUUACGGAUUCUGAGUUUGAAGAUCUGUGUCUCCGCAGGAAGAACUACAACACUUAGAUUCUUACCCUUUUUUGGUGCUUUUGAGUGGCUUGUCUUCUGUGAAUAGGUAAGCUCUGUUAGAUUCUUGUAGUCAUCUUCUAGGCUCUAGCAUCGAGUGUUAUGUCAAAGGAACACAUUUUCUAUUCCCUGGCUUGCUUGAAGAUGGUGUUUCAUCUUUCAUGGAUUCAUACAAUUAAAGUCAGGGUUUUUAUCUAAUCUUUAUUGGCUCCCACCAAUUCUUACAAUUAAAUUGUUUCUUUUGGGCUAUCUUUUGUGGUUAUCUUGGUUGAAUAUGAAAACGUAAUUACAUAUC
This is a messenger RNA of Capsella rubella, 1236 nucleotides long. RefSeq lists its product as uncharacterized. The transcript has a single exon. Lineage: Eukaryota; Viridiplantae; Streptophyta; Magnoliopsida; Brassicales; Brassicaceae. Bases 84 to 941 code for a protein of 285 amino acids. The record is from RefSeq and is a predicted model, not a curated record.